This is a messenger RNA of Salvelinus sp. IW2-2015, 2142 nucleotides long. RefSeq names its product transcription factor Sox-10-like. Gene Ontology annotation, molecular function: RNA polymerase II cis-regulatory region sequence-specific DNA binding; DNA-binding transcription factor activity, RNA polymerase II-specific. Gene Ontology annotation, biological process: neural crest cell migration; negative regulation of transcription by RNA polymerase II; morphogenesis of an epithelium. The record is from RefSeq and is a predicted model, not a curated record. Gene Ontology annotation, cellular component: nucleus. Lineage: Eukaryota; Metazoa; Chordata; Actinopteri; Salmoniformes; Salmonidae.
UUAAGCCCGGGUGCGCGACACAGAGCAGGCAUUCAUAGAUGGGCAGCGCGAGCGAGGGGGCUAGGGAUUGAGCGCGAGCGUCACUUUGGAAACUCGGGAACACACGGACUCUCGUGCUAAGCGGGCGACCUCAUUUUUCAUUACUGAAUAUUUAGCUAAAGGACUACAAUUUCAAAGACUGCAAGGGAGAGGACACUGUUCUACUGGAGCAAGAGGUGGGAAUCAACAGGUAAACUGGGAUCCACAAUACGCGCUCAGCGUAAGAUACCAGCAACACGGAUGGAAAGAACUUUGAUGAGGAAUCCUAACAGAAUUUUAGAACGUAGACUGAGAGUUGAGACUGACUGGGAGUUUAUAUAAAGGAGACCUCGAGUGACAGAAGCAAUCCUUUAGUUUUAAACAGGAAUAGUUUAUAUUCCUGAAAAAGGUUGAACUUCUUCAUUAGUUCAGACAUAGGGAUAGGGCUAGGCUUAGUAGUUGAACACCCAUAGGCCAAGAAACUAUACCCUGUACACUUUCUGUUACUCACCUGAGGGAGGAAGCUUUCUUGGAAGAGGGGAAAGAUGUCGGGAGAGGAGCAGAGUUUAUCUGAGUUAGAAAUGAGUCCGGGGGUCUCGGACGACGGUCACUCCUUGUCACCGGGUCACUCAUCCAGUGCCGCAGGCGGAGGAGACUCACCCCUGUCCGGUCCGCAGCCCCAGCUGACAGGGGUCGGCGACGACGCCCUAUCCGAUGUAGCUGGCGGGAUUUCCAUCAAGUCCGAUGAAGACGACGAUCGCUUUCCCAUUGGUAUCCGCGAGGCAGUGAGCCAGGUGCUGAACGGCUACGACUGGACACUCGUACCUAUGCCUGUGCGCGUAAACUCCGGCAGCAAAAGCAAGCCGCACGUGAAAAGGCCUAUGAACGCCUUCAUGGUGUGGGCACAGGCUGCACGGAGAAAACUGGCAGACCAGUAUCCCCACCUCCACAACGCUGAACUCAGCAAAACCCUCGGGAAACUAUGGAGGCUCUUGAAUGAGAGUGAUAAGAAGCCUUUCAUCGAGGAGGCGGAGAGGCUGAGGAAGCAGCACAAGAAGGACUACCCGGAGUACAAGUACCAGCCACGCCGCCGCAAGAACGGCAAACCCGGCUCCGGCUCUGAAGCUGACGGCCACUCGGAGGGUGAGGUCAGCCAUUCACAUUACAAGAGCCUCCACCUGGACGUGGCGGCCCACGUCGGGGGGGCGGGGUCUCCUCUGGCUGAUGGACACCACCYACAUACUGCAGGCCAGAGCCACAGCCCUCCUACACCACCCACCACCCCCAAGACGGAGCUCCAGUCUGGGAAGUCGGGCGAUGGGAAGCGGGAGGGYGGUGGAGCAGGKGGMUCCCGUGGGGGAAUGGGGGUAGGAGCGGARGGUGGCUCUGGAUCAGGGUCAGGCAAACCACACAUUGAUUUCGGCAACGUGGACAUCGGUGAGAUCAGCCACGAGGUGAUGGCCAACAUGGAGCCMUUUGAUGUGAACGAGUUUGACCAGUACCUGCCCCCCAAUGGGCACCCGGGGAUUGGACAGAGUGCUGGGUCAGCGGCAGCAGCAGGGUCCUCUGCAUCUCCCUAUGCCUACGGUAUCUCCUCUGCCCUGGCCGUGGCCAGUGGACACUCUGCGGCGUGGCUAUCCAAGCAGCACCAGCAGCAUCAUGCCUCACCUCUGGGCUCCGACCCCUCCAAGGCCCAGAUUAAGAGUGAGGCCGGCUCGGGGGGACACUUUGCCGAAGCAUCCUCAGGGGGUUCCCAUGUCACCUACACUCCCCUCAGCCUGCCCCACUACAGCUCUGCUUUCCCCUCACUGGCCUCCAGGGCCCAGUUUGCAGAGUAUGCUGACCACCAGGCCUCGGGAUCCUACUACGCCCACUCCAGCCAGGCCUCGGGGCUGUACUCUGCCUUCUCCUACAUGGGGCCCUCGCAGAGGCCCCUGUAUACAGCCAUCACUGACCCGUCCAGCGUGCCACAGUCACACAGCCCCACGCACUGGGAGCAGCCGGUCUACACCACCCUGUCGCGGCCCUGACAAAGACCGGGAGCAGAGGGCUCUGGUGCAGAUUUGGCCCCAACGGCAGACCCACAGAGCGGAGGAGACCUGGGUUGGAGGCAGUGGGGAGAUG